Molecule: messenger RNA, 1171 nt
Organism: Exaiptasia diaphana
Lineage: Eukaryota; Metazoa; Cnidaria; Anthozoa; Actiniaria; Aiptasiidae
Product: UDP-N-acetylglucosamine transferase subunit ALG13 homolog
Exons: 4
Coding region: 19-531 (170 amino acids)
Biological process (GO): dolichol-linked oligosaccharide biosynthetic process; phosphorylation
Molecular function (GO): hexosyltransferase activity; phosphotransferase activity, carboxyl group as acceptor; kinase activity
Source: RefSeq, a predicted model, not a curated record
UGAAUCGCAACAAACAACAUGGCGGACGAGCAAAAUCUUGUUUUUGUCACUGUUGGCACUACAAGUUUUGAUCGUCUCGUUGAAACAGCUUCAAGUCCUACUAUAUGCGAGGUUUUUAAAAGACUCGGUUACAAAAAGCUUUUAUUACAAAUUGGGAGAGGAGAGUUUGAACCAGAAACUUGCUCAACUGGUCAGUUUACUGUAGAGUAUUAUCGAUAUAAAGAAUCCAUUGCAGACGAUAUCAGAAGGGCUUCGUUGGUCAUUAGCCAUGCAGGAUCAGGAACAACCCUUGAAGCACUCCAGGCGGGUCGUCAUCUCAUAGUCGUUAUCAAUGAAGACCUAAUGGGAAAUCAUCAGUUCGAAUUAGCAAAACAGUUAGCUAAAGACAAUCAUUUAUAUUACUCAACUUGCAGUUCAUUACAGGACGUUCUUGAAGAUCAAGACUUGAGUAACCUGGUMCCMUUUCCUCCUGGGAAUCCAAAAGUGUUUGGUUCAUACAUGAACUCUGUUAUGGGUUUGUCUGAUAAAUGAUAUGCUAUGAAGUAUAUAUACUAACCUAAACCCCAGUUUCACAAUCCCAGUGUGGCAAARACUGAUGGUUUGUGCAAUAUACAUGGAGAUUUGUGAAUACAUGUGCACUAAGGGCUGAGGUCGAUAAGAAGUGAAGCUACAGGGAGCCUAAAAUGGGCUAUAUACAGACAAAGUUGCAGACUCCUAUCCUUCAUUGCCUCUCCUUUUGCUAGGCUUUCUGUCCAUCCCAAUAGGAGGAAAUUUGAUGAUACCAAAAUGACUAGGCGUGAAGAGAAAUGAUGCUGAUAACUCUCGGUUGAGUUUUCUUCUCUAAUUCUAMACUUUAAGUUAGGGAUGACUUUUGUCAAAUGUAUUUCUAAAAAAAACGUACUUGUGAGUAAGCUGACAAUGUCUAGUAAGUUAUAUGAACAGUUCAAUAGGAUAGAUGCAAAUGUAGGGUUGUUAGGGCAUCUAAAAAUGUUUUACCCUCUAGUAAAAGACAGAUGAACUCUCAUAUCUCACAUACUUCAUUUGCCAAGAAAGUGGGUUCUGUAACUMCCUGCRCAAGACCCUGAAAUAGGCCAUUUGCAUUAUGGCUUAACUUUACUACAACAACCAGAGAACCUUGCACAUUUUCAAUGUUAUUCAGAUUUUUACUGUA